CAGUUCCACGGUUCCUCCUCCUCCCUCUAUUUCCCUGUCCAGACUGGUGGCCACAGCAGGGCACGCCGGCGACGCGCACCCGCCGGCAACCAGGUUUCCCGGCGCCGCCCCUUGUCUAGUUCUCAGCUUCUCCUCGCGGCGCCCCUUACUGGCUUCCUCUUCUUCCCAGACGGUGGCGCGUCAAGACUCCCCACCCGGCUGUCCGGCGAGGACCUCGGCUCCUCGCCCCUCCGCCGCUAAAGAGCCGCCAUCCAGCCGCCCAGCCCCAGGCCCCACCGCCCCAGCUCCACCUCGGUCCCCUCGCCUCACCUCGACCCGGAUUCCGCCCCUCGCCUCACCUCGACCUACAUCUGCCUCGUCCCCAUGGAGGCGGCGGCGAGCCGCAAGCGCGCGUACAGCAUCAUCGUGCCUACCUACAACGAACGCCUCAACGUCGCCCUCAUCGUCUACCUCAUCUUCAAGCACCUCCCGGAUGUGAACUUUGAGAUCAUUAUUGUGGAUGAUGGUAGUCCAGAUGGAACUCAGGACAUUGUAAAACAGCUGCAGCAAGUAUAUGGUGAAGAUUUUGUUUUACUGCGAGCUAGGCCAAGGAAGCUAGGGCUUGGUACCGCAUAUUUACAUGGACUAAAGCAUGCCUCAGGGGAAUUUGUCAUUAUCAUGGACGCGGACCUAUCUCACCAUCCAAAAUACUUGCCAAGCUUUAUUAGGAAGCAAAAGGAAACUGGAGCUGACAUUGUAACUGGCACACGUUAUGUUAAGAAUGGUGGUGUCCAUGGUUGGAAUCUCAUGCGCAAGCUGACUAGCAGAGGUGCAAAUGUUCUUGCACAAACGUUACUGCAGCCUGGAGCUUCAGAUUUAACCGGAUCAUUUAGGCUAUAUAAGCGAGAUGUCCUGGAAGACUUAAUCUCCUCAUGUGUCAGCAAGGGCUACGUGUUCCAGAUGGAGAUGAUUGUUAGGGCUACAAGGAAAGGUUAUCACAUUGAAGAGGUUCCAAUAACGUUUGUGGACAGAGUAUUUGGAAUUUCAAAACUUGGCGGGUCCGAGAUAGUUGAAUAUUUGAAAGGCCUUGUUUAUCUUCUGCUCACAACAUGAUUGAAGAUAUAUAGUAGGCUUCUGGUUUGUGGGUACAACCGUGUUACAUUACAGAGAAUUUUACUGAUGUGUUAUUAAUGCAGCUUGAAUUGUAACAGUACCACCAUUACGCAUGUUUCCAGUGGAUGGAUUAUUGUACUC
Zea mays is the source of this 1233-nucleotide messenger RNA. RefSeq lists its product as uncharacterized. The coding region runs from base 364 to 1092 and encodes 242 amino acids. Gene Ontology annotation, biological process: GPI anchor biosynthetic process; dolichol-linked oligosaccharide biosynthetic process; protein O-linked glycosylation via mannose. The record is from RefSeq and is marked provisional. Gene Ontology annotation, cellular component: endoplasmic reticulum membrane. The transcript is spliced from 8 exons. Lineage: Eukaryota; Viridiplantae; Streptophyta; Magnoliopsida; Poales; Poaceae. Gene Ontology annotation, molecular function: dolichyl-phosphate beta-D-mannosyltransferase activity.